GAGCAGGCGAUGUACGACACCGUGCUAGAGCAUUUCUCUGCCGGCUCCUACGUCCUCCCAAACGUGGAUGAGAACGGAGAGUUGACGCCAGCUGAGAAGUUCUGGCUUUCUCGCGAGUGCCUAUUACGUUAUUUACGCGCCACGAAAUGGAAAGUACAACCUGCGAUAACUAGACUAGAAGCAACACUGAAAUGGAGACGUGAAUACGGUCUUUACGAUACCGUCAACGCUGCCCACGUCGAGCCUGAGGUGUUCACAGGGAAAGAGAUUCUAUUCGGCUACGACGUCAAGGGCAAACCCGCCUUUUACAUGGUGCCCAGCCGCCAAAACACCACUGAGCCAACUCGCCAAAUCCAAUUCGCAGUCUGGAUGCUAGAACGAGGCGUUGACCUCAUGGAACCCGGUGUAGAAACCCUCGCCCUCUUGAUAAACUUCGCCGAUAAAGCAAAAAAUCCCUCACUGAGCACCGCCCGAACGGUGCUCAACAUUCUGCAGGAGCACUACCCCGAGCGCCUGGGCCUAGCACUGGUAAUCAACGUUCCUUUCCUUGUCAAUGCCUUCUUCAAGAUAAUAAUGCCCUUCGUCGACCCAAUUACACGAGAAAAAGUCAAAUUUAACCCAGACAUCAUCAAAGAUGGGCUAUUCGUCAAGGAUAUGGUCAUGAGCGAGUGGUGGGGCGGGGAUAGGGAUUUCGAGUACGUCCACGAGAAGUAUUGGAACGAGCUUGUGGGGAUGUGUGAGGAGCGCACAGGGAGGUGGAGAACGAGAUGGGAGGAGCUUGGUGCAAAGGUGGGGAUUAGCGAAUGG
Laccaria bicolor S238N-H82 is the source of this 807-nucleotide messenger RNA. RefSeq lists its product as uncharacterized. Gene Ontology annotation, molecular function: phosphatidylinositol transfer activity. The record is from RefSeq and is a predicted model, not a curated record. The transcript has 4 exons. Lineage: Eukaryota; Fungi; Basidiomycota; Agaricomycetes; Agaricales; Hydnangiaceae. The annotation marks the transcript as partial.